AUGGAGACGGACAGCCCGCGGAGCCCGGAGGCGGAGAUCGGGCACCGGGUGGAGGACCUGUGGGAGGUGGCGCAGCCGCAGCUGUCCCCGUCGGAGAAGCUCAACUCCUGCUUCGAGGACAUCCCCGUCGCCGCCUUCCCGCGCACCCACCCCUCGCAAGUGAUCGAGAUACCUUCGGAUGCCAGCCUUGCUGAUACUGUUGAGACAUUGUCCAAGAAUAAAAUUUUGAGUGCACCCAUAAGAAACGUCGAUGCUCCAGAGGAUGCUACUUGGAUAGACAAAUACAUCGGUAUUGUGGAAUUUGCUGGUAUUGCAAUGUGGUUGCUUCAUCAGAGGUCUGAUGCUUCAGGUAAUGGAACAGCUGGUUCUGCAGUUGGAUCACCUGUGGUCAAUCUAGCAUCUAGGUUAGGCUCUUUCACAUUCAGAAGAACGUCAUCUGGCAGGGUAGAAACCACUACUGAUUCAGAAUCAGAUGAAGCUGCAUCAGUGGGUGGAAGCUUUUUUGAAACCCUUACUUCCUCUGAGUUCUACAAGAACACAAAGGUUGGCGAUAUCUCAGGAAGCUUCCGAUGGGCGCCAUUUCUUGCCCUGCAGACAUCUGACACAUUCCUCACUAUGCUGCUUCUUCUAUCCAAGUACAGGAUGAAGAGCCUCCCCGUGGUAGAUAUGGGGGGGAAUCAGAUUGAGAAUAUCAUUACACAAUCUUCCGUUGUGCACAUGCUUGCAGAGUGUGUUGGACUAUCUUGGUUUGAAAGCUGGGGAACUAAGAAACUCUGUGAACUGGGUCUUCCUCUGAUGAAGCCAUACAGACUUGUUAAGGUAAAUGAAGACCAGCCAGUCCUAAAAGCCUUCCAACUAAUGAGGGAAAAGGGGGUUGGUGGUGUGCCUGUUAUGGACACAAAUGGAACAAAAGCAAUUGGUAACAUUAGCAUCAGAGAUGUCCAAUAUCUUCUUAGUGCCCCCAAGAUAUACAAACAAUACAGGACAAUCUCAGCCAAGGAUUUCCUUACCGCGGUCCGGCACCAUCUCCAGGAGCAGCACGAAGCGUCGCCGUUGCUGCACGACGUGAUCACAUGCAAAAGAGACGACGUGAUCAAGGAAAUCAUACUGAAGCUGGACUCGACCAAGAUCCACAGGAUCUACGUGGUCGACGACAAGGGGGAUACCGAGGGGGUGAUCACGCUGAGGGACAUAAUCUCCAAGCUGGUGCACGAGCCACGGCAUUACUUUGGGGAUUUCUUCGACGGCGUCGUCCCCCUACCCGCAAACAGUACCGUAUGA
This is a messenger RNA of Triticum turgidum subsp. durum (durum wheat), 1281 nucleotides long. NCBI's taxonomy places the organism in Eukaryota, Viridiplantae, Streptophyta, Magnoliopsida, Poales, Poaceae. The record is from the annotation of a GenBank genome assembly.